CGUAUCGAUUUAUUCUGUGAAAAAAAAAGAGUAAGAAAGUAUAGUGCAGGUUAUUCCAGCAUUUCGUCGAACAGGCGGUGUUCAAUCUGCAACCUUCCUCUGCAUCUAUCUUCUGGAAUACCAAGAUUUGAUGGCGGCGUCGAAGAUAUCUGCGAAAUCUCCGGCGGCAUCCGAUAAUAAUUCGUUCCCCUCGACGUCCUCCGCCUCUUCUCAAUCGGGCCGCGACGCGUCCGCCACAGCCGCCUACGAACGAUAUUUCCGACUGCCUGAGCUCGCCAAGCUCGCCGGGUCUAGAGAGUUCCCUCAGUGGCGCAACGAGGCGGUUCUAAAGCCGGCCCUUCAAGGACUGGAGAUCACCUUCCGGUUCGUUUCCCUUUCCCUUUCCGACCCCCGGCCGUACGCCAACCACCGCCAGUGGAAACGCCGGCUCGAGUCGCUCGCCUCCCGGGAGAUCGAGCUUAUCGCCGCUCUCUGCGAGGAGGGUGGUGGUGCCGGCGCACCCGUCGCUGAUCUCAGCUUGUGCGCCGGGGUACUGUCUCGGAAAUACAGUUCGCAGGAGGUGUGGAAGGCCCCCGGCGAGGCGGCGAGCGUGGUGGCACGCACGAGCGAGGCGAGCCUGCUGCCGCGGUUAGCGGCGUGGGAGAAGUCGGAGGAUGUCGCCGCCAAGAUCCUGUUCCAGAUCGAGAGCCACAUGCAAGGGUGCGCCUUCACUUUGGGGCUCGGCGAGCCCAACCUCGCCGGGAAGCCCACCCUCGAGUACGACCUCGUCGUCCGGCCUUUGGACCUCCAUAUCCUCAAGCGAUGCUCCAAGGCUGACCAGGAGGACCAAGUCUUGUGCACGAUCCAUCAGAUCCUCGAGUCCUGGCUAAGCGCUGCCCGCGAGCUCCUCGCCCGCGUGGAACAGAGGAUCGAAGCAGAGGACUGGGCGGCUGCUGCGAGCGAUUGCUGGCUCAUGGAGCGCAUAUGGAAGCUUCUCUCCGAUGUGGAAGACCUCCAUCUUCUGAUGGAUCCGGACGACUUCCUCCGACUCAAGAGCCAACUGGUGAUCAAAGCCGCUUCUGGCGGCGAAGAGGCGGUCUGCUUCCGGUCGGAGGCGCUGAUGCACGUGACGGGUACGUUCAAGGAGCUCCGGCAGAGCGUACCGCGGAUCCUUGGCGUGGAGGCAGAUCCUAACGGUGGGCCGCGGGUGCAGAACGCCGCGAUGAACCUGUUCCACAGCCGGCGGCGUGGGGAAGGGGAGGAGGCGGGGAAGGUGGAGCUGUUGCAGGCGAUGCAGGCGGUGGAGGCAGCAUUGAAGCGAUUCUUCUUCGCGUACAGGCAGGUGGCGACAGCGGUGAUGGGGAACCUGGAGGUGAUCGGAAACCGAGCGGUGUACGUGCCUGCGGAAUCACUGGAUCCACUGACGCAGAUGUUUCUAGAGCCACCUUACUACCCAAGCUUGGACGCAGCAAAAACCUUCUUGGGGGAGUACUGGCGACAGAGCGACCUCGGAGGCGUUCCGACCAAGGCAAAGUGGUAGAAGCCGACGAGCUGCAGAUCCAAACUGAAACAAAACUAGGAAUUAUGCGAAAGAAGAUAACAUUUUUUUUCCUAAAAAAGGAUUAUAAUAUCAUUAUUUAUUUAGUAUAUACGAUGAAUUGUUUGUACUGGUGGAGUGAAUCCAUUCUAAUCUUACCAAUCUAUUUCUUUAUUUUUA
Zingiber officinale is the source of this 1696-nucleotide messenger RNA. Its product is annotated as nematode resistance protein-like HSPRO1. Gene Ontology annotation, molecular function: heme binding; metal ion binding. Lineage: Eukaryota; Viridiplantae; Streptophyta; Magnoliopsida; Zingiberales; Zingiberaceae. The coding region runs from base 131 to 1519 and encodes 462 amino acids. The transcript has a single exon. Gene Ontology annotation, biological process: defense response. The record is from RefSeq and is a predicted model, not a curated record.